ACGAAACUGUUGGAUAUUAUUUAAUCUCUUAACUAUGAUUUACUAUCUUAAAUCGUGAUCUGCAACAUAUGUCACUUAAGAUAAAUAUAAUAUAGUCCAAAAAUUAAGAUAUACUUUAUUUUAAUAUUAGUCCAUAAAAUUUAUUUUUGUUCACAGUAGGUACUUGUUUGUAUAGUUGCAUAUAAUUUGGUUUUAAAUAAGAAUUAAAACAAAAUCGCUAUUAUAAUUUAUUUUAUUUUUUAUUUGUAUUGACAGAGUUUGAAUAAUGUCAGGCCCAGAUUCGUACACUGAUAAUGUAUGGAAACAUACAAAAGGAAAUGUCAACAAAAAGUUGGAACGUGCUCGGCCGUACAAUUUUUUCUUGACUCCAGUAGAUGCUAAUAAGUCUACUCAUACUGAAGCUUUGACUUUAUCAUUUCCAGGUAGAUUAUACCUUUUACUUCUACAAACAUUCUUCUGUGUUAAUAACACAUUAUACUAGUUUAUUAUUUAUGUAACCAAGUGUAAAAUGAAUAAUGCAACUUAUUGUAUCUAUUUUGUUUUAAGAACUUUUAGAUAAAAGUCUCGGUGAAUUAACUGAUUCAAUGCAUAUUAAUUUUGCGGUUGAACUUGGCUGGCUUUUUGCUCAAUAUCACAUAACUGAUCAAAGGUAUUAACUAUACAUGAAUUUAAUUGUAAUAUAAUGCAUAUUAUAAAAACAAAAUUCUGAUUUAGAAUAUAAUCAAUUCAGUUAUUUUUUUAUAAUACAGUUUUUUAUGAGUUAUGCUAUAUACUUUAAUAUAAUUUGUAUCUUUAAAUAAUAAUAUAUGUAUUGUUUUGUUGAAAAAAGAAAAUUAUGUUUCAAUUUUUUUUUUCUUAGAGGAAAGCCCAUAACACUUUUAUAUGAACAUUGUGAUCAAGAUAUAAAUGCUUUGCAAGCAAAAAGGAAAAUUCCAAAUUUACAUCAUGCCAUAGUAAAACCAAAAAAUGCAUUUGGUCAUCAUCAUACGUUCGUAAUAUUUAACAAUACAAUAAUUGUAUUUUACUAUAUACAUAAUGAUUAAAAAUAUUGUGCUUAAUUAUUUUAGAAAGUUAUCCAUAUUUUCUUAUAAUGAUGGAAGUAUACGUAUUGUGGUUAUGACUGCAAAUCUUCGCGAAGCGGAUUGGUUAAACUUAACUCAAGGGUAGGAAAUAUAUUGUAGAUCAUUUUUGUUAAUCAAUUAUAACUUAUUAAUACAUUUUAGAAUUUGGGUAAGUCCGAAAUUUCCAUUGAAAGACAAAAAUAGCAAAUCUGAUGGAGAUUCCAAAACUGGUUUUAAGAAAGAUAUUUUACGUUAUCUACGUUCUUAUAAUCUACCACUAAUAAGACAAUGGAUUCAAAAAAUUGAAGAGACUGAUUUUAGUGAAGCAAAGUAAGUACUUACAAAAAUGUUAUGUAUAAUGAAAACUAAAAAUAAUUUAAUAUCGGUCGCGUAGUGUUUUCUUCAUUUCUAGUGUUCCAGGCAAGUAUUAUGAGCCGAUAUGGGGACAGUCCUACUUAAAAAGUAUUUUGAAAACACAUGUAUGUCUAUCAUCAGGUACACCAUCAGAUUGGCCUAUAAUUGCCCAAUGUUCUUCUUUGGGGUCAAUGGGAAAGAGCGACAGAGACUGGUUGACUACAGAGUUUGUUAAAAAUUUAUCCGCUUCUACCCAUAUUGAUAGAACUACAAAUAACGUUCCUUUCAACUUGGUUAGAUAAAAAAUUAUUGUAAUAUUUUCCUUGAAAGGUAUAUAUAUAUAUUUGUAUUUAUACAUAUAUUUUUCCAAUAGAUUUACCCAACUAUACAAAAUGUUAUAGAUAGUUGGGAUGGACCUUUGGGUGCAUUAACUUGUUUGCCAUAUACUAGCAUGGUACACAAGAAUCAAACGUGGCUUGAAAAAUAUAUGUGGUUUGUAUUGAAUGAUAUUUUAAACUCUCUUGGUAAUUUAUGGUAACUGAUAAAUUGUUUAACAGCAAGUGGGUUAGUAAUUCAAGAAAAAGAACAAAAGCCAUACCACAUAUAAAAACUUAUUGUCGAGUUUCACAGGAUUGUACAGAAAUGUCUUGGUUUUUAUUAACUAGUGCUAACUUAUCAAAAGCUGCAUGGGGUAAAAAAACUUUAUCAGACCAAAGUGACUACAUACUAUCUUAUGAAGCUGGAGUUCUAUUUGUUCCUCAAUUUUUAGUAAUUUAUUUGUUUUUUUUUUCUAUUUUAUUAUUACCUAUAAAUAUUUUUUCUUUUGCAGACCGGAUGUGAUACAUUUUCUUUAAAUCAUAAUCAACACAAUUUUAAAUCACCGGCCUUCUCUCUUCCAUUCGAUUUGCCAUUAUUAUCAUAUUACAAGAAUGACCAACCUUGGGUUUCAGAUUAAAACAAAUAUGAACAUUUAUUGUAAACAUACUUCAUAUAAAGUUACAAUCAAAUUAUUUAAUACUUUAACUCACAGUUAAAUAUUAUUUUAUAUACCUUUUUAAAUCAUCUAUAUGAUUUCCAUCAAUUUGUUUAACCAAUUGAUUAAUUGUUUAUAUUGGUGUGAAUUGUAUUAAAUUAAAUGUUUAAAACUGAUUAAAACAUUAGUUUGCUUGAAUAAUAAAUCAAUGUAGUUUAUUUGAUUCUGAUAGGAUUAUCAUUUGUAGAUACCUUAAUAUUUUCUAAAAUAAGUGCAGCGGUUUGAUUCAUUAUGUAUAUCAAUUGCAUAUGUAAACAAGUUUUGAGUUUUAACCACAAAAAUCACGUAUGUUACGCUAGCAAUAUUUGAUGAGAACUGGUUCCAAACUGUAAAUAUUCUUAUAUAGGCAUUAGAUAGUUAAUAAACAGGCAGAAAUGUAUAAAAUAAAGUUAACUGAAAGGCGCUAAAAAGAAAAUCGUAGGUAUUACCAUUGAUUAAUUUUAGAUUCUGAGUGGAAUGAGGAAUGUAUUGGUUUUACAAUGAUUUUUUUCUACUAGAAAGCAUACUCCGAUAAUCAAGUAUAGCACCGUUUCUGAAAAGGAAUGUUUUCUUGGUGGUACUUUAGAGAAGUUAUUUUUUAAAAUUCUCAUUAAUAUUCGAGAUAAUGAGGAAAACCUCGGCCUUUAGGGUGAAAAAGACGUCCUAGGAUAAUGGAGACAGGUGCAGCCACUGUUAUAGAUAAUGUAGUGUAUACCUGUAAGCAACGAUAAACCAUCACAACAAAAAAUGAUUUUGAGCGGAGUUCAGUUGAUAUUGUUGAUUUGUCAACAAUAUAUACAUAUUUAAUUUUAUAAUAAAAUAAUUAAAUAGGCUUUAUAUAUUUUCUUUUAUAUUAUUUGUUUAUGUAGUACCAAUUUUCCCAUGUUUUAUCCCGGUUUUUUACAUUUGCUGGGAAAACUAAUGGAAAAAUCAAAAAAAUGACCUUUCCAAAG
Cinara cedri is the source of this 3380-nucleotide messenger RNA. NCBI's taxonomy places the organism in Eukaryota, Metazoa, Arthropoda, Insecta, Hemiptera, Aphididae. The record is from the annotation of a GenBank genome assembly.